Molecule: messenger RNA, 4192 nt
Organism: Entelurus aequoreus (snake pipefish)
Lineage: Eukaryota; Metazoa; Chordata; Actinopteri; Syngnathiformes; Syngnathidae
Gene: kdm7aa
Product: lysine (K)-specific demethylase 7Aa
Exons: 17
Coding region: 59-2617 (852 amino acids)
Biological process (GO): regulation of transcription by RNA polymerase II; protein demethylation
Molecular function (GO): transcription coregulator activity; histone demethylase activity
Source: RefSeq, a predicted model, not a curated record
CACCGGGCUCCAAUCUCCGCCCCUCGUCGUCCCUGCGUUGUUUGGGGACAGUAGCAAGAUGGCGGCGGCCCCGCUGUACUGUGUCUGCCGGCAGCCCUACGACGUGAGCCGGUUUAUGAUCGAGUGCGACAUCUGCAAGGACUGGUUCCACGGCAGUUGUGUGCAGGUGGAAGAGCACCAUGCUGUGGACAUUGACGUUUACCACUGUCCCAACUGUGACGUCGUACACGGACCCUCCCUGAUGAAAAGGCGCCACAACUGGCACCGCCACGAUUACACGGAAUUUAAUGAUGGAGCUAAACCGGUGCAAGCUGGCACCCCCGUCUUCGUCAAAGAGCUGCAGAGUCGGACAUUCCCAAGCUAUAACAUUUUUAGCGGUGAAGAGAUUCUGAUGAGAAUGAAGGGCGAGCAGGUGACCCCCAAGUACCUGGAGCGCCACGGCUUCAACUAUCCCAUCAUGGUCACGGAGAUGGAGGGCCUGGGACUCAAGCUGCCGCCCCAGGCGUUCAAUGUCAGAGACGUGGAGCAGUACGUGGGUGGGGACAAAGUGAUUGAUGUGAUUGACGUGGCGCGGCAGGCCGACAGCAAGAUGAAGCUCAGCCAGUUUGUCAAGUAUUUCACCAACCCCCACCGGCCCAAAGUCCUCAACCUCAUCAGCCUGGAGUUCUCGGACACCAAGAUGUCAGAGCUGGUGGUGGUUCCUGAUGUGGCCCAGAAGAUGUCCUGGGUGGAGAACUACUGGCCGGACGACUCCUUCUUCCCUAAGCCUUUUGUCCAAAAGUACUGCCUCAUGGGCGUUAAGGACAGUUACACGGAUUUCCACAUCGAUUUUGGUGGCACAUCCGUCUGGUACCACGUUCUCUGGGGUGAGAAGAUCUUCUACUUGAUCAAGCCUACGCCGGCCAACCUUGCACUAUAUGAGGCAUGGAGUUCCUCGCCCAAUCAGAGCGAAGUGUUCUUUGGGGACAAAGUGGACAAGUGUUACAAGUGUGUCGUGCCCCAGGGGACCACUCUGCUCAUCCCCACAGGCUGGAUCCAUGGCGUUCUCACCUCUCAAGAUUGCAUGGCAUUUGGGGGAAAUUUCCUGCACAAUCUCAACAUCAGCAUGCAACUCAGGUGUUACGAAAUGGAGCGUCGUCUGAAAACGCCAGACCUCUUUAAGUUCCCGUACUUUGAGGCCAUCUCUUGGUAUGUGGCCAAGAACCUCUUGGAAACUCUGAAAGAGCUCCGAGAAGACACAUGUCCACCGCCAACGUAUCUGAUGGAGGGAGUGAAGGCUUUAAUCUUUGCACUGAAGACCUGGUUGAAAAGAGAGGUGACGCAGCCCAACAGCGAGGUCCCAGACAACAUCAGGCCCAACCAUCUCAUUAAAGAGCUAACCAAGGAAAUACGCCAUCUGGAGGAAGAACCGAGCAAUGGUAGUGGCUGCAACAAUAGCAGCAGUAGUGCUGUUGCCAAGCCUGUCAAAUCUCAGGGAAGUGUCCCCGGAGGUCCCACCGGGUCCAAUGCAUGCUCCUCCACUCGUGCCACGCUAGACCGUCUAUGCCAGGCUCGACAGGCGAGGCGUGCCGCCAGGCGUUUAAAGGUGCAGCAGCGGCACGCUCCCAAAGCGCCGUCCAACCUGGACAUACUGGAGCAACACACCAGGGAAGUGCUGAGGAGACUGGAGGUGGGACCGCUGGAGGAGGAUCUGGCGUUCUGUGCCAAGGUUCACGGGAAGCUCAACAAAGUGUCGACGGCCUCAGCAGCCGCCGCCGCCGAGUCUUUGGAAGAGAACCACCUUCGACUCACGCUGGUCAACGGCAGGAUCAUCAAGGUCAUGAGGCGGCCUGGCACUAGCCCGGUGAAGACAGAGGCUGACAGACAAGCCACUGGUCAGGCGAAAACCACAGACAAGUCUGAGAGGAUGCAGGUCCAUCGAGGGCAGCACGGCGAGGCCCACAAGGCAAAUCUCUUCUUGGGUCUGCAGAGGGUGAAGACUGAACUCAGGGAAGAGACGUCAGGACAUUCAGACUCUACGUCAGAUAUGGAUUCGGACAGCGAUGCUCCGACGCGGCGCAAAGUGUCCCCGUUGUCAUCAUCCUCUGAUGAGGAUUCCGAGAGUUCCCAGGAGGAAGAGGCGGCGCGGCAGAAAGCUUCAGGACACACCAUCGAGCUGGACCAAUCUCACCACAAACCACUCAAACGAGAACGUCCUACCUCACCCAGCACAGAAGAAGCCAUUCAGGGGAUGUUGUCCAUGGCCGGCCUGCUCUGCUCCACCAAGUCGGAGAAGGAGGCUGCCUCCCAGGAGCCCUGGUGGUCUGUCCCCAGCCAGGAGGGGCAGCAGAGGGGGCCGGCACACCAGCACCAGGGGGACGCCAGCCCUAUGGACAGCCAAGGCAACAGCAGCGAGGCCUGGGACAAUCAUGGGCUCCCCAGCCCCGAGCCCGACUACCAAUACUGUGACCCCUCCAUGUCGCCCCCUCUGCACCCUUCCAAGAGAAACGCCCCCAACCCUCCGCCCAUCAGCAAUCAAGCCACUAAAGGCAAGCGUCCUAAAAAAGGCAUGGCCACCGCCAAGCAGAGACUGGGCAAGAUUUUAAAACUCAACAGACACAAUCGGGUUUUUGUCUGAACGCUCCAAAAAACAAUAAGGCGCUAAUUCCUCUAUUUUUCAUUUUAUUUUUUAAUUUCUCCCACCGACGGAAGCUCAACAUGUUGCCUGUGCAUGCUUGGGAGACAGGGUAAUGGAUUCCACGUAAGCACAUGCAAGCAAGACUUCACGACAAGCACACCAGGAACAAGAAGGGUGGAGGAAGACCUUCUUCACCAGGGAGCACCAGACGCUCCUGUGGGCAUUAGGGAGAGUGGAGGUUUACCCAACCAGAUCCAGACUCCUUUUAAAACUGAGUCACAUCCGUCAUGCUUUUAUUUUCUGCCGCUUGCCUGGCGACUAUCUUUGAGGGUGGUGUCGCCGCCACAGGGACUUCAAGGAGGUGGAACGGAAAUUUCAAAAUGGUGCUCAUUAUUUUUACUUUAACCCCCCUCGCCCCCUCUCCAAAAAGACUCGAUUACACCAGCAAUAAUGAACACCCAUUCUCUUUUUCCUCACUAUUCUUUUUUUGUACACUUUAGUGCAACAUUGCUGCCCCCUGUUGGUUUGACAUAGGAAUCAUGAGUCAGUGGGGGUGGGGGGGCUACAACUCAUAGAUUUUAAUUUAUUUGUUUUUUCUGUGAUUUUUUUGUUUUUUGUAAUGUUAUUUUUAUGGAACCUGAUGUAUUUAUUAAUGAAGAGAUACAAUUUUAUUAUAUUUUAGACCCCAAGCCUGAGCUACUCUGAGGUUUCUCCUUUCCCAAGGGGUUUCUUUGCUUUUGUUUUCUGUAAAUGUGAAAAGUGUUUGCGUUGGUGUGCUGGUCAUCUGUCAUGUAGCAAAAUCUUUUUUCUUCUCUUUAGCCGGUGGUUUGGUGCAGCGUGCGACUAGAACGGGUCUUUUUUUCCUUAUUUAACAACACAGACAAGCGUCAGCUUCCUCAAUGCGCACCUGAGCUUGUUCCACUUAGUAUUCUGAGCCAAUGUGGUCGAUGCAUCCCGAGGUCGCAAAGGAACUUCAGUGAUGAGGUUCUUGUUUUGUUUAGUGCUGCUGUGUGUUUUGCAGUUGUUCACUCUCAGGGAAUGAUGCCAUGAACAGAACCUUUGAUAAAGCACCAGCCACAUCGUGAACGCAGAAAGAACGCUCUCCAUUUUUUUUACAUCAACUUCCUGGUUCUAUUCGAUCACACUUCCUGCUCAGUGUUAAUGAGACAUCCUAGAGAUGAUCCAACUUGACUAGCGAUGCCAAGUAGCUUUAAGACCACGCGCUCUUUCUCUGUAAGCUUUGCUCAGGUUUAAGUGCACGUAACCUGCAAGUGACUUUCUUGUCCUCCAUUUGGAGUCCUUUUCCUAACACUUUUAAACCCCUUUGCAUGUCGACUUGUUUUAAAACAAACACACAAAACGCGAGCCGGCCCGCAGGCGGGGUUUGUUCCAUCCUUUGCCACCUUUUUUGCUAAGCAGCUCUCUUUUUGGCAUUUUGUGUUUACGUGUGGGUUCACAAUUUUUUGAUUAAUUUGGCAAAAGAGAUACAAACACUGGCAAACUGAGACACUGUUAAUGCAUUUUGUUUCUGCAUUUCAAAAAUUGCGUGUAAAUAAAAGAAAGAAAAAAGGCUCA